AUGUCUGAUAACACCGAUUCAAAUAAACCCUCCACAUUCGACUGGUGGAGGCGAACCAUGGAGUACAAGACCGGCAUGGGUCUAACACCAGAAUCCAAAGAGGCCUACGAGAAGGAUCUCGCCGUGAGGACAAAAACCAAGGAUUGCGAAAAGUGCUACGAAUACAGAGACUGGAUGCUUACGUACUCGCCAAGUGUUGUAUUCAUGCUUGACCAGAUCAAGAAACUGGGUAGUAAACUGGACUCCAAAGACAUCAUAUGUGAUGAAUGCGACGAUCUACGAGGAGGAGGUUACCACCCGGAUAUGGGAAUUUUGCUCUGUCAGAACCGAAUCCUGGAUAAGUGGCAUCUGGGAGACGUUUUGUCGCACGAACUGGUGCAUGCCUACGACGAUCGCAAAUUUAAGGUUGACUGGCUGAAUCUUAAGCAUCACGCCUGUUCAGAGAUACGGGCUAGUUCGCUAAGUGGUGAAUGUAGAAUCUCCCAGGAGUUUUGGAAAGGUGCCCUGGGAAAGGUGAGCAAAGGCCAUCAAAACUGUGUCAAGCGUAGGGCAGUUUUGUCGGUGAUGGCUAAUCCCAACUGUGACUCCAGAGAGACUGCUGAAAAGGCUGUUGAUGAGGUAUGGGCAAGCUGCUUCAACGACCCUCGUCCUUAUGAGAUGAUCUACAGAUAA
Messenger RNA from Kuraishia capsulata CBS 1993, 672 nucleotides. RefSeq lists its product as uncharacterized. Gene Ontology annotation, molecular function: metalloendopeptidase activity. The record is from RefSeq and is a predicted model, not a curated record. NCBI's taxonomy places the organism in Eukaryota, Fungi, Ascomycota, Pichiomycetes, Pichiales, Pichiaceae. Gene Ontology annotation, cellular component: extrinsic component of mitochondrial inner membrane. Gene Ontology annotation, biological process: mitochondrial protein processing; mitochondrial proton-transporting ATP synthase complex assembly. Bases 1 to 672 code for a protein of 223 amino acids. The transcript has a single exon.